GCUCCUCGCUUACAGGAGUCAUAAAACGUCUCGGCGUUCUAUUGGCUCAGCUGGGAGAAGCAGCUCGCUGAUUGGCUAAGACGCAUAAUGGCUGGAAAGGAGGAGGGCGGAGUCUCAGGAGCAGAGAAGACCCAGGACUGGAGAGGCUUGAGUUGCAAAGGGCAAGAAGCUGAAUCUCCUUCAAUGCAGAUCCUAGUGACCUUUGAAGAUGUGGCUGUGUAUUUCACAAAGGAGGAAUGGGCUUUGCUGGAUCCUAACCAACGAGCUUUGUACAAGGAGGUCGUGAUUGAGAAUUACGGGAAUCUCACUUUGCUGGAAGGAAUUCCAGCUCCAAAGCCUGGGCUUGUCUUACGUCUGGAACAAGGGGAGGACCCUUGUGUGCCAGAGGCUCAUGCCUUUGAUGGAAGGAAAAUCUUUGACACCAGCAAAGAUAACCCUCGGAAAAAGCACUUAUGUACUGUGUGUGGCAAACGUUUUACUCAGAAACCAAACCUAACCAGACACAUCAGAAUCCACACGGGAGAGAAGCCAUACAAAUGCCUGGAGUGUGGCAAAUGCUUUGGUUGCCAUUCGCACCUCAUGAGCCACCAGAUCGUCCACACUGGUGAAAAACCCUACAAAUGCUUGGUGUGCGAUAAAUACUUUGGCCGCAAAGCUCACCUUGCCAGACACCAAGGAAUCUAUGCAGGGGAGACACCCUAUAAAUGCUUGGACUGUGGGAAACAUUUUGCUUGCCAGUCACAGCUUGUGAUUCACCGCAGGUAUCACACAGGGGAGAAGCCAUAUAAAUGCUUGGAGUGUGGGAAAUGUUUUGCCGACCCAUCUGCCCUGGUGAGCCAUAAGAGAAUCCAUGCGGUGGAGAGGUCUCAUAAGUGUCUGGAGUGUGGCAAGAGUUUUGUCCAACAGUCCCACCUUUUGAAACAUCGGCGAGUCCACACUGGGGAGAAACCGUACCAGUGUCCAGAGUGUGGAAAAUGUUUUGCUGAUCGCUCCGUCUUUGCCAAACACCAGAGGGUCCAUACUGGAGAGCGACCUUAUAAGUGUGCAGAGUGCGGAAAGACAUUUGCCCGCCAAGAACACCUUGGGAGCCACCAGAGAGUUCACACUGGGGAGAAACCCUAUAAAUGCUUGGUGUGCGGGAAAACCUUUGCCCGCCAGUCCCACGUCGUGAGCCACCAGAGAGUCCACACUGGGGAGAAACCGUGCAAGUGCCUGGAGUGUGGCAAAUGUUUUUCUGAACGCUCAACAUUUGUGCGGCACCAGAGGACACACACGGGAGAGAAGCCCUAUCGUUGCUUGGAUUGUGGGAAAUGUUUUGGCUCCCCGUCCCACCUCACAAGGCACCACAGGCGGCACACAGGUGAGAAGCCCCACCGGUGCUUGGAGUGUGGAAAAGCCUUUGCUGAUCGCUCAGCUUUCGUGAAGCACCAGCGGGUCCACACAGGCGAGAAGCCCUACAAGUGCACUGAGUGUGGGAGAUGCUUCGCCAACCGGACACAUCUUGUUACCCACCAGCGGGUCCACACAGGAGAAAAACCCUAUGCCUGUCUAGAAUGUGGGAAAAAAUUCAGCGCAAAUAGAAGUCUCAUUCACCAUCAGAGGCAACACAUAGGCUAUCCUCUGUCUCAAUGUGUGAAGAACAUUUUGUUGACCAGUCAAUCUUUGUGUGACACUGGGGAAGCUGCUAAGGAAAAGAAACUGUAUGAAUGGCUCUCAGCUGGCAAAUGGCUUUCUCUUCAAGGCUCCCUGGCUCACAAGGAAGGAGUCCACACAGAAGGGAAGACUUUGGGCACAUCCUGAAAACAGUGGUGCAUCGAUUGAAGAAACCAUGCUGGUGCAUUUAAAGUCCAUUGGUCUUAAGGACACUAAGACAGACACGGGCUUCUUUGAGCAAAUUUUGUAAAUUGUUGCAGUUUCAGAUGUCAUUACUUGGAUACUGACUUUGAUAUUCAAAGCAUGAUUGCUUUAGAUGUUGUUAUAAGCUAAUAGUACAUUUGUGGGUCUGACUUUUGCAAAUUUGAUUAUUCACAAAUUUGAUUAAAAUGACAUUUCUAGGAAUCCCUAGGUCUUCCAGUGCAAUUCUAUGAUCAGCUUCCAGAAAGAUUUUCUCUCAGAAAGAAGAAAAAAAUAUUAUUUUAUUCAUGGUUUUUCACUUUCACAGGGGUCCUGUCCUCUAACCUCAGUGAAUAUGGAGGACUGACUAGUAGGUGCUAUUGCAUGACUAUUCCCAAAUAAUGCAUUUCACUCCUUUUCGUCUGUUGAACUGUAAAGAGUGUUACAUGUCAGCAAUAAAGUGCUAGUGUUUUGCAUGCAUGGUUAUUUA
Messenger RNA from Anolis sagrei ordinatus, 2323 nucleotides. RefSeq names its product zinc finger protein 345-like. Gene Ontology annotation, biological process: regulation of transcription by RNA polymerase II. NCBI's taxonomy places the organism in Eukaryota, Metazoa, Chordata, Lepidosauria, Squamata, Anolidae. Gene Ontology annotation, molecular function: DNA-binding transcription factor activity; RNA polymerase II cis-regulatory region sequence-specific DNA binding. The record is from RefSeq and is a predicted model, not a curated record.